Messenger RNA from Podarcis muralis (Common wall lizard), 2514 nucleotides. It is a transcript of the gene C3H6orf118, whose product is annotated as chromosome 3 C6orf118 homolog. Lineage: Eukaryota; Metazoa; Chordata; Lepidosauria; Squamata; Lacertidae. The record is from RefSeq and is a predicted model, not a curated record.
UAGAACUUGGAAUGUUAGACUGGUUUCCUUGGGAACGAACCAGCAUAAAAGCAGCAGUUAACGUCUUAUACUUUGUGGAGUUUGUGAAAUCGGUGAACAUUCCUCAUGGCAGGCGAGAACCAAAAAAGCAGCCUCAAGGACCUGUUAGACAGAAUGGAAAAGGCCCACAAAGCUGACAUUCAGCUUUACACCUCUGGCCACCUGAACCAUGACAAGCUUUACAAGCCCCAGCAAUGGAUCAAGAACAACUUUUGGGAAAGCCAAAAAUCUGCACUAAUUCUCACAAAAAGAACCAAUUUCACAACACCCAGUGUGGUAUCCAGAAAGACACAAGCUACCUUGAGCAGCUUUGUGGACUCAACACCCACACCCACCCGUGCCAAAUCUGCUUCUCAGUCAUGUUUUCAACCUCGGGCAUUCAAGGCCAGCUACAGAUCUCCAGUGAGCACUUCCCUCAAUUCCACAUCUUUCAAACAGCAAAGAAAGAAGGAUGCUGAGGAGGCAAAGGAGGAACUGGGCAUUUUUCAAGAGCAACUUAUUAGGGAAGAGCUGGAGGUUCCAGAGAUGAGAACGUUGAAAUACAAACCGACAAUCAACAGUCGGCUUUGUGCCAUGGAGGAGACGAAAGAUGAAUACCAAUUCUUUCCUUCUUACUUGGCUGGUGUGACCAGAACGGACCAGUUUCGCAAGUUCAUGCAGUUUCAGAAGGAUGUGAUCGCAAAGCAAGAUUUGCUGAAGAAUGACUUUAUUGGGAGCGAUUCAGCAGAGCACCAUGAAAGGACGUUGGCUCAGGCGCUUCGGAAUAUCUGCGACUGCAGCCGGCCUCAUUUCAACCGGUUGCAGGCUGUUGGUGACGUUUUUGAAGAUAUCUGCAACAGUUCUUUGAUAUUUGGUGACAUACUGAAGGAAGUGAAAACUGAAUAUGAACUCUACAUGCUGAUCCUGCUGGAAUCUCUCCCUACAAUGCAGUACAGAACCUUGCAGAAUGAAGUCAAAGGCAUGGAGAAGAGGGCAGCGAUGACUCAUGAAAUAGAAGAGAAUAGGCAGGAGGUACAGGAUCUUGUGCAGAAAUCCAGACUGGCUUUAGCAAGAAACGAAGAAUUAAGAAAUGAAUUGGAAAUGGAGCUGUGGAUGAGCCAGUCUUAUGAAAAAAUGACAGAAAAGGAACGGGAGGAGGCGUGCAAAGCACAGACUCCUGUCCUUUCCAACGCUGAGCUACUUGCAUCCUUGCGAUGCCAAGUUAUCACGACAUGGGAGGAAAUCCAAGCAAUGCAAAAAGAAAUUAAGGAAACGAUGGCGGUUGCUGGCAUCGCCAACAUCCGAGAAAAGACCGUUAAAGAAUUAGAGGGUGAAGCAUCAAAGCUCCAGGCAUCUAACAAGUUUCUUAAAAGACAAAUAGGAGAUGCUGAACAGACAAUCACAAGUGCAUUACAGAGGCAGAAGUUUAGUGAGAAAAGCCAGCGGCAUCUGUGGGGGAUGGUGGAGGACUUCUUGACACCUGAAGGAACAGAAAGAUGCUUUGUGCCACUAGAACAAUCAUCUUCUGAUGAUUCUUUGUGAUAAGAAUGAAACAGUACUGUGAAAAAUGAAUGAUGAGAGAUAUUUGAACUUGUGCAUUGUAUGCUACUUGAAAAAACAAACAUACCAGAAAUAUGUCUCUAUUCUUUAGCAUAUGUGAACAUGUAUUAUGACUCUAUAAAAUGCUAAUUCGGUUUCCCAUAGGUUGCUUCUUGUUCUGACAGAAAAUUUCCCACCAUACUUGAAGUUUGCUGUGGCAAAUCUGGGUUCAGUUGCCAUAAACAACUGAAAACUGAUUAAUUACUUUCCUUUACCCAAGAAGUAAAGUGAAUGGCAGAUAGAUGAUACAGCAGUUACAAAAUAUGUACUAUUUUCUACUUCAAAAUUAAGUCUAGAGUAAUCUUUCAAACAUUUCAGUGGAGUACUUGGAUGGUUUGACUGUAAGGAUAUUUUCCACUGUGACUUUGAUUUAUUCCCCUUAAAUGGCACAUAUAAAAUCAAUCCACUGACUGUGUCAUUAAAAUCACACACUAGCCCAUCUUCUUCCAAUACACGUUCUCAAUCUUCCAUACAAUUAGGUUUACGUGUGAUUUGAUUUUGGAAAUAUUUAUGUGCCCUCCUCCCCAACCACUGUACAAUUCUGUUUAUGCUACUGCCAUUGUUGCUGUCUUUAAAAAACCAGCUGGUGCAAAGGACCAAUUUACUAAUUCAUGUGGCAUAAGUCUCAAAGUAGUUUGUGCAAUUUUUUGUUUACUGGAGAGUCUAUCAGAAAAAAAGACUAGCUCACAUCCAUUACAAUUUCUUUGAUAACCCCCCAAAUCCUUUGUACCAUUAUAGGAUUCAAUGUUUAUUAGCUUCUUGGAGCAAAUCAUCCAAGACACUGCAAUAGAGAUGAACAAUUCCUUUUCCUGAUAGACCCCUCACAAAGAGCUCAUUGCUUGAAAUGCAUUGUGAUUUAUUUGAACCACAUUAAUAAAUUGGCCUCUCUUCCCUGUU